Molecule: messenger RNA, 1199 nt
Organism: Trichoderma harzianum CBS 226.95
Lineage: Eukaryota; Fungi; Ascomycota; Sordariomycetes; Hypocreales; Hypocreaceae
Exons: 3
Coding region: 312-776 (154 amino acids)
Biological process (GO): endosome transport via multivesicular body sorting pathway
Cellular component (GO): fungal-type vacuole lumen; fungal-type vacuole membrane
Molecular function (GO): ubiquitin protein ligase binding
Source: RefSeq, a predicted model, not a curated record
GUUCAGUCUUCUCUCGGAUCUACCCUGUAACAAACCACCCCAACGUUAAUUUUUUACCCCAUCUUCCGCCCCAUCAUUACGCAACCCCAUUCAAUAAGCAGCUCCAAGCAUCGUCAUCAUCCGUCACAAGCCCACUUCGCGCUCUUUAUCAUUUAUCCUUCCCUUCUGGUAGGGCGAGAAAAACCGACGAACCAAGAGACCCUUGAUUUCUUCUUGUUCUUCGCCUGUACUCCAUCUUAUUACUAGCGAUAGACUCAACUUCAGACCUCGAUUCUCUUGUCAUCACCAACAAAAGCCAGUCAUCCAUCAUCAUGUGCUCUGCCGACAUCUUCCUCGGCGUCCUCGCCAUUCUCUUCCCCCCGCUGCCUGUCUGGGUCAAGUGCGGCAUCUGUAGCGCCGACUCCCUCAUCAACAUCCUCCUCUGCAUCCUCGGCUUCAUCCCCGGCCUUCUCCACGCCUGGUACAUCAUCGCAAAGUUCCCCGAGCCGGCGUACGAGUACGAGGCCAUUCCCAACGAGCACGGAGGCGGCCGUGUCACAUACGUCUACGUUCAGACGCCCCAUGCCGCUCACUGCCAGCAGCCCAAGCCCCAGGAAGAGCAGGGCCGCAUGAACUACGGCACUACCUCUCGGCCUGAGCAGCACCCCAGCCCUUCUCCCCGGCCUCAGCAGAACGGUGGUGCAAACUCUGGAGAGGGCAGCUCUGAUCCUCAGGGUGUUCCUCCUUCGUACGCCGAGGUUGUUGCCGGCGACCACAAGGUCCAGACACGCGAUUAAACGGGAAAAUGCAGUUUGUCGCCAUCAGUCUACCAGACUAUCCAACAAUCCCAACGGAUACAGAUGCGGAUCCAUAUAACAGCGCGGCGAUACAAAUAUAUAUCAUGCUGCAAACAAAGGUCGGGUGGAUGGAGAGUAGAGGAGAUGAUGCGUUGCCCCUUUAGCUGCUCUUUGUUUAGAUAUCUGGGCUUUUCUCUUUUCUCAAUUUUUCCUUUUCCUUUCUUAGUUCUCUUUCUCUUUCUUAUUAUGUACCACACAAAGCGUUGAAUUCACGAACAUGUCAUGAUUAGGAUCAAAGGGUUCUGCAUUGUUUCUCUAUGCGGUAGGAAGAGACGGCGUUAUGGCCGAACUAAUAGUCCUGUGCUACUUAUAAUAAAACUGAUCAAACCAAUCCAAGGCAAUGAAAUGUCCCGUAUGUUUAUU